GCGAACGGUUGGCCGGUACGGACGCGAAACUCGGAAAGUGACUUGUGCAUUAGUGAGAAAGAAACGAACCCCCCUUUGGAUUACCAGUUGGAGAGAAGUUAAAGUGUUGGGAUUUUUUUCUAUUUUUUGUUGAAUUUAAGUUUUUUCUUGUUUUUUUUUAACUCAAGGAAAUAAAGUUUCUCUCAUUUGUGAACCCAAAUUGUAUAUCAGAAAAACAGUGAAACACGGUAAAAUUUAAAAAAAAAAUCCUUCAAAAAAUGUCCCACCAAGGUGAUCAUGAGUAAAUCCCAAGCCGCCGAGAAAAAGUGUGCAAAAUUUCCCAAACUAUCCUGCGCUGGUCUGUUUCUGCUGCUAUGCUUCUCCCAACUGGCCAUCACCGCCGUUCGGGGGGCCAUUCCGGUGGUGCGGCCGGACCGGACCGGCCCCAACCGGUACGGGACUAAGAACUUUGUGUACCAAAGCGAUUCGCGCACCAGCCAGGCCGUCAAGGAUGCGUUCCAGGAGAAGCUGGCCAACGAGCUGAAGGGCCGGAUGCUCAAAGUGACCACGCUGGAGGACUGGCCCCUCAGCUACACGGAACGUAUCAACGGAACGCUGAUCGGGCGCGGCGUGGCCUUCGAGAUGCUCGAGUUCCUGAUGGAGAAGUUCAAGUUCAACUACACGCUGGUCAUGCCGGAACACAACAUCGUCGGCUCGAGCGACGACAUGGACGGAAGCAUCAUCGAGCUGCUGGCCAACGAGAAGGCGGACAUUGCGGUGGCCUUUCUGCCCAUUCUGGCCGACGCCCGCCAGCACAUCCUGUACUCCACGGGCCUGGACGAGGGCGAAUGGAUGAUGAUCAUGAUCCGUCCGCUGGAGUCGGCCAGUGGUUCGGGGCUGUUGGCGCCCUUCGAUCGGGACGUUUGGAUUUUGAUUCUGGUUUCGCUGCUGGCCGUGGGUCCGAUCAUUUACGGACUGCUCGUCAUCCGGUACUAUCUAACCAAGGACUCGGAACAGGUUCGGUACACGCUGCCGCACUGCAUCUGGUUCGUGUACGGCGCGCUCAUGAAACAGGGCAGCACCCUGUCCCCGACCGGAGAUUCGACCCGCAUCCUGUUCGCCAGCUGGUGGAUCUUCAUCACGAUCCUGACGUCGUUCUACACGGCCAACCUGACCGCGUUCCUGACCCUGUCCAAGUUCACGCUGCCCAUCAACAACGCCGAGGACGUGCGCCGGAAAGAAAAAAACUUUGUAACCAUUCGCGGCAACGCCAUCGAGUACGCCAUCAAGAACAGCGACGAAGCGCUCAACUCGCUGAGCGUCCUCGUGGACAAGCACCUGGUCGAGUUCACGACGAACCUCAACGACAGCGACAUCCUGAUGACGACGGUGGCCAAGAAGAACUACGUGUACGUCCGUGAUCGGCCCGCCAUCGAGCACCUCGUGUACAACGACUACCUAGUGCGGCGCAAGGUCAACCCCAUCAACGAGCGCAGCCACUGUCCGUUCGCGACCGCCACGACACCCUUCCUGAAGCGCGUCCGGGCCUUCGCGUACCCCAACUCGACCCGCUGGAACGCCCUGUUUGAUCCGCAACUUCUCAACAUGGUCGAAGGAGGCCUGAUCAAGUUCAAGCUGUUGGAGAAUCUGCCCAAGGCCGAGAUUUGCCCGCAGAACUUGGGCGGCACUGAGCGUCAGCUGAAGAACCGCGAUCUGGUCAUGACCUACUUGGUUAUGUUGACCGGGUUCUGCACGUCGAUCGCCGUGUUCUUCUCGGAGAUGUUCGCCCGCAUCAUGAACGAGCGCAAGCUGGCCAAGGAGCUGAAGGAACUCAACGGACCCGGACUCAAGCUGCCCCCGGAGAAGAUCACCUACCUGAGCAAGGGGGUGUCGGACUCACCGCCGCCGCCGUACGCGGAGAUCUUCAGCCGGCACACCAGUGGCAUGAUCGGUGCCAAGGGAAUGUUCGGCAGUCAGAUCGUUACGGACGGGGACGCGGCGCGCCAGAUGAUCAACGGCCGGGACUACAUGGUAGUCAAGGAGAAGAACGGCAUCGGGUCGCAGCUGAUUCCGAUGCGGGCCCCGUCGGCGGCGAUCUUUCAGUACACGUACACCAAUUAAGGUCGGAUUUUCGGUUUUUUGCUCAAGUCAACGGAUUAAUUCUUGCGGAAAGUGGAACAUAUUUUUUAAGCGAAGAUUAUUAUUCAUUUACAGUGCAAGUUUAUGAAUCUAACCUUGAAAGUUUUUUUUUUUUCAAUAGAAUAUGAAAAUAGAAAAGCAUAUGCAUUAAACAGUGAAAUUCUUUUGAAACAAUUUAAAAAGUUUUGUUUGCAGUUUGUUUAAAAAUAAUGCGUUAAUUGUCGUUUGUUGAUUGUAUU
Messenger RNA from Culex quinquefasciatus (southern house mosquito), 2357 nucleotides. RefSeq names its product glutamate receptor ionotropic, delta-2 (gene Ir76b). Lineage: Eukaryota; Metazoa; Arthropoda; Insecta; Diptera; Culicidae. Gene Ontology annotation, molecular function: glutamate-gated receptor activity. The coding region runs from base 277 to 2100 and encodes 607 amino acids. The transcript has 6 exons. Gene Ontology annotation, cellular component: membrane. The record is from RefSeq and is a predicted model, not a curated record.